GUUUAUAUUUUCAUCCAUCAUAAUCAUCAAAGCCGACAAUAAAGAUGAUGAUGACAAUAAAUUACAAGCGGUAACAGUACCAUUCGUACCACCAAUUUAUAUUCGUGGACCAUCAAUAGAACAAUAUAUUGAUUCAAUUUUACCAAUUGAUUAUGAUCGUCAAAAACGACCAUUGAAUCCAUAUACUGCUGAUAGUGAGUACCAUAAUUUUAAUGAUGAUGGAUGUAUGUAUGACUGAUUGUAAAUGCAUUCAUAUUUAUGAUUUAUUAUUAGCGAUUACCAAUGUAUCGAUAUCGAUAUUUGUCAAUGAAUUAAAAGAUGUCGGUGAUGUACAUCAAAACUAUGAACUUGAUCUUACACUCAUACUUGAAUGGUAUGAUCCACGUAUACUUUCUGAUCAAAUUGAUCUUCAGGUUAGCAUCAAUGAAGAAUCACUCAUACAAAAAUUCUGGCUACCCGAUCUGUUCAUUGUGAAUGCACAAUCAAUAUCGGUUAUUCAGGCGGUAAAUCCGAUUCAAAAAUUAACCAUCACUGAACGUGGUAUGAUGCAUUAUGUACGACGAUUAGAUGCACAGCUACAAUGUUCAAUCAAUUUAGAAAAAUAUCCACAUGAUCAUAAUUAUUGUGAUAUCCGUUUUUCCACUAUAUUACACAAUACAAGUGAAAUAUUCAUAUGGAUUAAUCAUUUAAAUAUCUAUCAGGAUGAAUAUCCACAUUUUCGUGUACGUGAAUGGUAUACUUGGGAUUCAUGUGCUUCAUAUAAUUAUCCGAUACCGGAAAAUCCAUGUAUAGUUGUGACGAUAAAAUUAGUUCGUCAUCUUAGUUACUAUGUAAUACGUUAUUAUUUACUCGAUUUUCUUGCCGUUAUCGUUAGUUUUAUUAGUUUUUGGAUUCCGGUUAAUAUGUGGCCUGCAAGAAUUGCUCUUACAGUCAUACCGUUAUUGAAUCUAAUCACACAAGAUAUAUCGGUUAAUAAUGAAAUACAAUGUAAUUAUGUAACAUCAUUCCAUUGGUGGAUGAUGUGGAUUCAGGGUAUUAUUUGGGCCGUCAUAGCUGAAUAUGCGCUGGCACUGGCAUGGGCACAUUUUAUUGCAGAUAAAAAGAAUCAUCAUAAAAAAUGGAAAGAACAACAGGAUCAGAUUGCCGCCGGUAAUAUAUCAACGAUAACGAAUCCAUUGAAACCAUAUUAUGAUGGUUAUUAUUUCGGUAAUGAUAAUUGGUAUAAAAAAUGUGGCGACUUUUUCGAUCUAUUUUUAUUCUAUUUCUAUGGUGAAGUUGAUUUUCAACGUGAUCCAUAUGUACGAAAUAAGAUUGAUUAUUUGGCUAGAGUUUUGUUUUCAUUAUUAUUUUUUAUGUUUUGUAUGGUUUAUUCAUUGGCAACGGCCGCACCAUGGGCUGGCAAUUAUGACUAG
This is a messenger RNA of Dermatophagoides farinae (American house dust mite), 1412 nucleotides long. RefSeq names its product glycine receptor subunit alpha-2-like. Gene Ontology annotation, molecular function: extracellular ligand-gated monoatomic ion channel activity; transmembrane signaling receptor activity. Gene Ontology annotation, cellular component: membrane. NCBI's taxonomy places the organism in Eukaryota, Metazoa, Arthropoda, Arachnida, Sarcoptiformes, Pyroglyphidae. Gene Ontology annotation, biological process: monoatomic ion transmembrane transport. The record is from RefSeq and is a predicted model, not a curated record.